This is a messenger RNA of Protopolystoma xenopodis, 429 nucleotides long. The record is from the annotation of a GenBank genome assembly. Lineage: Eukaryota; Metazoa; Platyhelminthes; Monogenea; Polystomatidea; Polystomatidae.
AUGCGCUCCUACUUCUCCCUCCCCAAAUCGUUGGAGCCAAGUCCGAUGGCUCCGGGGACCCAGUGUCGCGAGAACUCAUCAGCACCACGGAACAGAACGAGUCUUUUUCCUCGCAGACCCUGGGGUGGGUCUAAUGCCCCCUCAUUUGAGAUGAACAACCGAAAGAGAGAGAAUGUCGGAUUUAUGAAGAGGGCGCCAAUCGCAGAUCCGCAAAGGGUACAGAUUCGAUCGAAGCACGAUCAAUGGAGAGAAAGCCUGAACAAAUUUACCCCAUUGAAAAUUCGUCUGAUCCGAGAGUACACCUUCUCAGGGCUGGGGCAGAAGGAUCACACUGCAUGGCCUGGUUUUGUGGGCCAGACCAUUUUUGAGUGUGUCACAACGACACAUGUCUGGACUCGUGUGCGUGUUCAGGCGGCGGCCUCACUCUGA